GUCUCCAAGUACGGAUCCGGAUCCUCCCUCGGUGGCGCGGUUGGUCACUCGCUCUUGUUGCAUCUCGCCCGGGCGGACGCGGCGGCGGGGCGGGCGGCGGCCCCGCGGCGUCGGUGAAGGGCGCGCCGCUGCCCGCCCGCCCCGCUCCCCGGCGGCUGCCCGCGGUCAAGGGCUCGGUGGGGACGGGGCCCCCCCGGCCGAUGGCGGCCCCGCCGCCGGGCUGCGGCCCCUAGCCCCGAGGAGAGCCUGCACGUCCAGCCGGGCUCCGCGGCGCGGGGCGUUUUGGGGGGAAUGGAGGCGAUCGCCAGUCAGAUGGGAAAUGGGAGAGAUGCAAGCUCCUCCCCAAAUUCAAAGCAAGAGCUGCAGCCGUACCAGGGCUCCAAUACCCUCAAGCCCAACCAAGUGGGUGAGACCUCUCUGUACGGCGUGCCCAUCGUGUCCCUGGUCAUUGACGGGCAGGAGCGGCUGUGCCUGGCACAGAUCUCCAACACGCUGCUCAAGAACUACAGCUACAAUGAGAUCCACAACCGGCGGGUGGCCCUGGGCAUCACCUGCGUGCAGUGCACUCCGGUGCAGCUGGAGAUCCUGCGGCGGGCCGGGGCCAUGCCCAUCUCCUCCCGCCGCUGCGGCAUGAUCACCAAGCGGGAGGCGGAGCGGCUCUGCAAGUCCUUCCUGGGCGAGCACAAGCCGCCCAAGCUGCCCGAGAACUUCGCCUUCGACGUGGUGCACGAGUGUGCCUGGGGCUCCCGGGGCAGCUUCAUCCCGGCCCGCUACAACAGCUCCCGCGCUAAGUGCAUCAAGUGCAGCUACUGCAGCAUGUACUUCUCCCCCAACAAGUUCAUCUUCCACUCCCACCGCACCCCGGACUCCAAGUACACCCAGCCCGACGCCGCCAACUUUAACUCCUGGCGCCGUCACCUCAAGCUCAGCGACAAAACGGCCACCGAGGAGCUGUCGCACGCCUGGGAGGAUGUCAAGGCCAUGUUUAACGGCGGCACCCGCAAGCGGACCUUCUCCCUACAAGGGGCGGCCGCCGGCGGGCCCGGUGCCGGUUCCCCCGCCGCCAAGGCCGCGCUGCACCCGCCGCCGCCCGCCGGCCCCGAGCUGGCCCCGGCGCACAAGAGCCUCCGGUGCAGCGGGCAGGAGCCGGCGGGCGAGCGCGGGGCGCUGGGGCUCCCGGCGGCGCACGGCGGGGCGGCGGGCGCGCACGGCGGGGCGGCCGCGGUGCGCAGCUACCCGGUGAUCCCGGUGCCCAGCAAGGGCUUCGGGAUGCUGCAGAAGCUGCCGCCGCCGCUCUUCCCUCACCCUUACGGCUUUCCCGCCGCCGCUUUCGGACUCUGCCCCAAAAAGCAGGAGGACGCGCUGGGCGGCGCGGGGGGCGGCGAGGCGGGCAAAGGCGGCGCGCUGCCCCCCGGCAUGUUCUGGGGACCCCCGCACCCCCACCCGCACCAGCCGGCCCAGCCGCCGCACCAGCCCGGAGCCAGCAAGGACUCCGGUGUCUAUCCCUCCUUCCCCGUGUUCUGGCCGGCCGCCGGCAGCCUCCCGGUGCCGCCGUACCCCGCGCAGAGCCAGGCCAAGGCGGCAGCCACAGCCGUGGUGGUGGCGGCGGCAGCGGCGGCGGCGGCAGCGGCGGCCGAACCGCCGGGGCUGUCGGGCCGGCACGGCGAGCUGGAGGGCUCGGAGCCGUCGGGCAGCGGGAGGAGCAGCGCUACCCCUCAGGAGGGCGCCGGGGCCGAGGGCGAGCGCUGCCCCAGCGCGCUGUCGCGGGCGGCGGGCGAGGAGGAGCGCUCCGGGGACGAGGCGCUGCUCGCCCCGCUGCCCCUGCCCAGGAAGGGCAGCUACCUCUCCGCCUUCCGCCCCGUUGUGAAGGACGCCGAGAGCAUCGCCAAGCUCUACGGCACCCGGGAGGCGUACGGCGGUGCAGCGCCCCGCGGCCCCGGCUAUCUGUCCCCGGACUUCCUCAGCGAGGGCAGCUCCAGCUACCGCUCGCUCUCGCCCGGGGGGGACACGGCCGAGGAGCCCGAGGUAGACGUGGAGUCCAACCGCUUCCCGGAGGACGAGGAGGAGGAUAACACUGCCGUACCCCCCGACGGACGGGACCCGCCGCCGCCUCGGCUGUUGGCCGGUACCGAGGAGCCGCCGCCGCCCGCUGAUGGGCCCGAGGAGAAGGUGGGAGAGCCAGUGGCACAGGAGGGCGGGCAAGCCCCUGACGGCAGCCCCGAGAGGAGCAGCAGCAGCGGCGGCUACGAGGUGCAGGGCCGGAGGGGGAGACAGGACACUCUACUCUCGGGGGUCUUCCCUGGGUCCCCCUCACUCGCUGUCUUGUAGGUGUUCGCGCCGGACCGGGGGGAGCACCUGCAGCCGCUGAAGUCCGCCGCCGCCCUGGGAGCCCCGGCCGCGUUUCUGUGCCCCCCCGAGGCGAAGGAGCAAGAUAAAGAAGACAAUCACUCCGCGGCAGAGGAUUUAGAGACCAGAAAAUCCUAUCAGGACCAAAGGAAUGUCUCUCAUCCCAGCCCUGUAAAUACCGACAGAGGAGAGGACACCCUCGGCAUGGAUGUCGCCGGGACGCAGCUGGUGGAGAAGGACAUCGAAAACCUGGCCCGAGAUGAGUUACAAAAACUGGUCCUGGAGCAAAUGGAACUGAGGAAAAAGCUGGAGAGGGACUUCCAGAGCCUGAAAGAUAACUUCCAGGACCAGAUGAAGCGGGAGCUGGCGUACCGGGAGGAGAUGGUGCAGCAGCUCCAGAUCGUCCGAGACACGCUGUGCAACGAGCUGGACCAGGAGAGGAAAGCGCGCUACGCCAUCCAGCAGAAGUUGAAAGAGGCCCACGACGCGCUGCAUCACUUCUCCUGCAAAAUGCUGACCCCGCGGCACUGCACGGGGAACUGCUCCUUCAAGCCGCCGCUGCUGCCCCAGUGAGCCCCCCCCGGACCCCCCAAACCCCGAAGCCAUGCGGGCAGAGCCCACACAAGCCAUUUCCACGAGGAGACACUUGUACAUAGAGGACUCGGAGCUCGGCUUUCCUCGGACUGGCAAUACGGCGGGGAGCGGCCUCGGGAUGGCCGGGAAUGGGGGAGCCGGGCCCCCCGCCCUGAGCCCCGCGCCCCCCGGGGCCCCCCGCUCCGCCCCCCUUGUCCCCCCGUGUGUCCGCUUCUUCCACCCUUGUCCAGACUGGAAACACAAGUGGCUAUGUGCAAUGGAUAUAAAUGUACUGUGAUUCUCUUGGUACAGUAUUUGUUGGAUUUUUAUUUAUUUAUGAUGUAUAUUUAUUCCCCCCCCCCCCCCCCUCGGGCCCCCUCCUCCCUCACCACCCCCCCGUACAUUUAUGGAUGUAACAGCACUUUACCGGGCGGUCCGGACUCCGGAGGCAGAACAACGCUCGCCCGCUCUGGAGAGAGCCCCCUCUGUACGUGAUUUUUGGUUCUUUAAUAAAAACCGACUUUAAGAAG
This is a messenger RNA of Strigops habroptila (Kakapo), 3449 nucleotides long. RefSeq names its product SKI family transcriptional corepressor 1 (gene SKOR1). The transcript has 8 exons. Lineage: Eukaryota; Metazoa; Chordata; Aves; Psittaciformes; Psittacidae. Gene Ontology annotation, cellular component: transcription regulator complex; nucleus. Gene Ontology annotation, biological process: negative regulation of BMP signaling pathway; negative regulation of transcription by RNA polymerase II. Gene Ontology annotation, molecular function: SMAD binding; DNA-binding transcription factor activity, RNA polymerase II-specific; RNA polymerase II cis-regulatory region sequence-specific DNA binding. The record is from RefSeq and is a predicted model, not a curated record.